AUGGCUGUUUCAAUUGCUGCUUUAACCACAAAAGGGAACCCACUGCCAAAUGGAGUCUUGCAAAAGAUGUUAGAGGCUUGUGAUCAAGUUCUUGAUCUUGAUUCCGCAAGGACCAAGGUUCUUGAAUUUGUUGAAAGUAAGAUGGGAUCUGUGGCACCAAAUCUCUCGGCCAUUGUUGGGAGUGCUGUUGCAGCCAAGCUCAUGGGAACAGCUGGAGGUUUCACGGCACUUGCAAAAAUGCCUGCUUGUGAUGUUCAAGUUCUUGGCCACAAGAGGAAGAACCUUGUUGGAUUCACAUUAGUGUUAGAGUCACCAAAAAACUCAAAGAAAGACGAUAUACAGAUGAAAAAGGUGGGACUCGGUGCUUUUGCACUGGGUGCACACCCCAAAGGCCGGACCUGGCAGGGAAUAGAGUUGUGCAAUCUUCAGGCAUUAGGAUUAGGCAGUGGGAUUCAAAGCACUUACUUCUCAGAGGCAGGAACUUUCUCCAAAUUCGAAUAA
Messenger RNA from Microthlaspi erraticum, 501 nucleotides. The record is from the annotation of a GenBank genome assembly. NCBI's taxonomy places the organism in Eukaryota, Viridiplantae, Streptophyta, Magnoliopsida, Brassicales, Brassicaceae.